Messenger RNA from Mastomys coucha (southern multimammate mouse), 1908 nucleotides. It is a transcript of the gene Slc36a3, whose product is annotated as solute carrier family 36 member 3. Gene Ontology annotation, molecular function: L-alanine transmembrane transporter activity; L-proline transmembrane transporter activity; amino acid:proton symporter activity. The coding region runs from base 365 to 1798 and encodes 477 amino acids. Gene Ontology annotation, cellular component: vacuolar membrane. The record is from RefSeq and is a predicted model, not a curated record. Gene Ontology annotation, biological process: proline transmembrane transport; L-alanine transport; proton transmembrane transport. The transcript is spliced from 11 exons. NCBI's taxonomy places the organism in Eukaryota, Metazoa, Chordata, Mammalia, Rodentia, Muridae.
UUUACCUCCAGCUAGAGAUGCUGGUACAGGUGACAUCUGCAUCCUGGGUAGCCUCCAUUGUGAGGUAGCCGUGGCCUGCUCCUUGGCAGAGGCAACACACCCUGAGCCUGAGCCCACAGCUAGGCACCAGAACUUCCGGUCUAAUGAUACCUUCCUCCUCCUGGUCAGUGUUCCCAGAGAACCGCAGCAUCGAGGACUGAUCUGGGAGAGGCUGAAAGUCUGUGUGAGUCCUGACAGAUGUUAAGGGCCAGGCAUACCCAGGAGGCAGGAGCCAGCAUUUGAGACCUGCUGUAUGGCUUCUCCUGAUCAAAGUCCACUGAGAGCCUGCUGCAGCUGAGUGCUAUACCUCUGUUGCCUGUCCAUCAUGGGGAAGAAGACAUCACUGCUUAGAAAAGAUGGCAAGUGUGAGCGGAAUAUGUUUGGUGGGUCUAAGGCCUCCUCAAAAGACAGCAGCAGCAGCAGCAACAGCAGCACCUCCCCAAAGAAGAAUCCUCGCAGGGAAGCUGAUGCACUAAUGUUUAUACAAAUCUUUAUCCACCUGUUGAAAAGCAACAUUGGCACAGGCUUCCUGGGGCUUCCCCUGGCUGUGAAAAACGCUGGAUUGUUGGUGGGGCCUGCCAGCCUCUUGGCCAUCGGGGCUCUGACAGUGCACUGUAUGGAUAUCCUGCUGAACUGUGCCUGCCAUCUCACUCAGAGACUGCAGAGGAGUUUUGUGAACUAUGAAGAGACCACUAUGUACAGCCUGGAAACAUGCCCAAGUCCCUGGCUGAGGACGCACUCAGUGUGGGGCAGGUACGUCGUAAGCUCCCUGCUGAUCGUCACUCAGCUGGGCUUCUGCAGUGUGUACUUCAUGUUUAUGGCAGACAAUUUACAACAGAUCGUGGAAGAAGCUCACAUCACCUCUGAUGUCUGCCAGCCUAAGCAGAGCCUGGUGAUGACCUCCAUCCUGGACACUCGCUUCUAUAUGCUCACCAUCCUGCCCUUCCUCAUCCUGCUGGUGCUCGUCCAGAACCCACAAGUGUUGUCCAUCUUCUCCACCUUGGCCACCAUCACCACCCUGAGCAGCCUGGCUCUGAUCUUCGAGUAUCUUAUCCAGACCCCACACCACAGCCAUCUGCCCCUGGUUGCAAGCUGGAAGACUUUCUUGUUGUUCUUUGGCACGGCUAUCUUCACCUUUGAAGGCGUGGGGAUGGUUCUGCCUCUCAAAAGCCAGAUGAAGAGCCCACAGCAGUUUCCCGCUGUGCUAUAUCUGGGGAUGUCCUUUGUCAUCUUCCUGUACAUCUGCCUGGGGACUCUGGGCUACAUGAAGUUUGGGGAAGACACUCAGGCCAGCAUCACCCUCAACUUGCCCAAUUGCUGGAUGUACCAAUCAGUCAAGCUGAUGUACUCUGUGGGCAUCUUCUUCACCUAUGCCCUCCAGUUCCACGUCCCCGCUGAGAUCAUCGUCCCCUACGUUGUCUCAAGAGUGUCUGAGAACUGGGCUCUGUUCGUAGACCUGACUGUCCGCACAGCCUUGGUCUGCCUGACCUGUUUCUCAGCCGUUCUCAUCCCCCGCCUGGACCUGGUCAUCUCCCUGGUGGGCUCUGUGAGCAGCAGCGCCCUGGCCCUCAUCAUCCCGCCCCUGCUGGAGAUCACCACAUUUUACUCUGAGAACAUAAGCUGUGCCACCAUUGUCAAGGACAUCAUGAUUAGCAUCCUGGGCCUCUUGGGGUGUGUAUUUGGGACAUACCAAGCCCUCUAUGAGAUGACCCAGCAGGCCCACUUUUCCAUGGCCAACUCUACAAGGGUCCACAUAUAAUUACCUAUUUUUAUUUGAAUAGCUCUUCCUUCCCCCACCCUCUGUUGGAUUCCCAUUAUAUGUGUUCAUCAAAACCCAGCAUCUCUAUUAAUUAGCAGCUUCUUUACUGA